ACGUGAACGCGGCAUUGAAGCCAACCCACGAUUCCCAUGAUGCAGUGCGGCAGAGACGCAGCGGGGAUAUUCAAAACUAUGGCAGAAAUCCACGAAGUAUUUAAACUUACAUCGAGUUUAGAGGACUCGGGCAGUGAGUCCACUACUAAAAGUGUGGAACAUGGCUUAAAUCGACGACUAUCGUUUUCUUCAGAAAAGGACACGAGCGCUCAACAGGAAUCGAAUACAACACGAAAAGCUUUACAAAGUGUUCCCGACGACUCGCGUUCAUGCCGAACUUCUGCGGAAAUCGUCGAACAGCACUUGCCAACCGCCGCAAGCACGUUUAUAGAGGCGAAAAAUGAAUCGCCAUCGAAAGACAUAUCCCAUAAUUUUGGUUCAAAUUCCCAGCAACAGAAUGUAAACAGUAGCGAAGACAAGGAAAACGUCGCUGCGCCCUCUUCAGUCAUCACUGCAGACAUUAUCCACGAGGACACUCCUAGUGACAGCAGUUUGCAAGAAUCCGAUGAAAUUGCCAAUAAACAACACAGUAACACAGAGGACAAUGACGCUGAGGUGGUGAAAAAAGCACAGGAGCAAGGCUGUGUGGAUGUCGUCUUUCCUGGCGCUGUAACCCAAGAAGGCUGCUGCCGCUUCGUCAGUGAGAUCCUCAAGUGUAUUCUCUAUCAGCGGCAGCAGCUACCCAUGACGUAUGAUCAGCUGCUGUAUUCUCAACAGAAACGGCAAUCCUCUGUGCAGGACAGAGACACAGUGAGUCGCAGGCUGGUGCAGUCUGCAGACAUGGACGGGCGGAAGUGUCAGCAAACUCUACAGGAUCUAGAGGAGGUGUUACAGCAGCUGGAGGUGCUUUUUUCUCUGAGCAGGGUACCCCGUGUGCUGUUCCUCAUGGGUGGCUCCCUUGUCCUGCCCAAAGAACUGUAUGAGAUAAACAUGGAGGCACUGGUUUUGGCAGGGGGAGAUCAAUGCCUAAGGGUAUCUUCAUGCUUAAGGCAACUGUUCCGCACACUUUUUGUGGCUGACCUUUUGUCUGACACCAGACCUGUUCGUUUAAUGCCCACCACGGUCUUGGUGCUGGCUCACAGGGAUUGCGGAGUCGGUUGGUUCCGUCCGAAACUGCAAUUUAAAGUGCCGGCUUGUGUAAAGAAGCAAAUUAUUGCUCUGUCUACAGAUCCCAGCUCCUGUAAGGAACCGAGAGCAGAGGUGUUGGACUGGCAGGAUUAUGUGUGGUUUCAGGCACCGUUGACCAUCAAGGGAUUCUGUAACUGACUCCAAGAGUUGGGCAGUGCACAUUCUGGUAUUAGAGCUCUCUAUACAAAAAUUACAUUUUAAUGGUGGUUUAAAUACAUUUUUAAAUGAGUUAUGUAUGUUUUAUAGUUUAAUUUUGUUUCUACUUGUGAUUAAAACAAUGUCAGCUCAAGCAACAGUGAGUUGACACAAGCAAUGAAGUGUA
Messenger RNA from Solea solea (common sole), 1450 nucleotides. RefSeq names its product MAD2L1 binding protein (gene mad2l1bp). Lineage: Eukaryota; Metazoa; Chordata; Actinopteri; Pleuronectiformes; Soleidae. Gene Ontology annotation, biological process: regulation of exit from mitosis. The transcript has 3 exons. Bases 37 to 1266 code for a protein of 409 amino acids. The record is from RefSeq and is a predicted model, not a curated record. Gene Ontology annotation, cellular component: nucleus.